This is a messenger RNA of Acanthosepion pharaonis, 1806 nucleotides long. Lineage: Eukaryota; Metazoa; Mollusca; Cephalopoda; Sepiida; Sepiidae. The record is from the annotation of a GenBank genome assembly.
AUGGCGCCAAAACUCUUGUUCAUGUCAGCUCUCGGGUAUUGGCGGGUGGACGGUGGUGUGCUGGCUUUUGAAGCAAUUUCUUUACUUCUUCACCAACUCUUUCUCUUCUGCUUUUUCUCUUAUUUUACUUUUCUUUCUUUUUUGUUUGCAGUUUCCAUAUUUUCAACCAUUUUUCUCUUCACACUUUCACUCUCUCUCUCUCUUUCUCUCUCACUCUCUCUUUCUCUUUCUCUCUCUCUCUCUCUCUCUCUACAUCUUUCACUUCUCCCGUUUUCUGUAUAUCUCUAUCUUUUCCCCUUUUCUCUGAUUUCUUCUUCUCUCUUUCUCUUCUUUAAUCUCUCUUUUACCACUCGUGCCUUCUUUGUGUCCCUAAAUUUUCCUUUAUCCCUCAUUGAUUCACCCUCUUUCUCACCUCAUUCAUUAUUCUCUCUGGCUGCCACACUCCUCCCACUUCCUUUGUCUUCCCUACCUUCGUUUCUUUUCUCUUUCUUUUGUCGAGUUUACACACUCUCGCUAUCUCACCCCAGUCACUUCACUGUCUUCCAUCUUCCUCUUUUCUGCUUAACACUUUCUCUUCCUCCAACUCUCUCUCUCUCUAUUUCACUCCUACCACGUUCUUUGCGCACGACACUUUUGUCUUCUUUGUCUUUUCUCACUUCUCUUCUUUACACUCACACCAUUUUCGUUUUCUUUGUCUCAUUUUCUCUUUUCCUUUUCUCUUUCAUUACUCUUCCUCGCUUUCCUUUUCAAUAUAAUCUUUCUUUUUCUCUAUCGUCAGACUUCUUCGCCUUCCUUUUCUCCUAUCAUUUUUCCUUUUAUCGUACAUCUCUCUUCCUCGAUUUCCUUUUAAGUAUCAUCUAUACAUUUUCCUCUCAUCACUCUUUCUCGACUUCCUUUUCUCUAUUAUCACACCUCUUCGCCUUCCUUUUCUCUUUCAUCACUCUUUCGCCCUUUCUCAUCUUUUCUUUAACUAUUUUUUAUUUUAUUUCUUUAUCUUCUCUUUUUGUCUUCUUUUUCUCUUUUCUAAUCAGUCUUUUCCUUCUUUUCCUCUCGUAUCUCUUUCUCUUCUCUUCCUUAUCAUACUAUCCCUCCCCCUUUCUCAUUUUAUCUCAUCAUCUUUUUAUAUCUUUCACACUUUCUCAUUUUCUCUGUCUAUCUACCUCUUUCUCUUUUCUUUCCCCACUUCUUGUCACUUUUUCUUCUCGCCUUUAUCACUCUGUUUUCAUUCCUAUUUUCUUUUUCUCUACUUUUCUCGCUAUCGCUUUUGCUCUUCUUUCUUUCUCUUCUUUUCUUUACCCUCUCUUUUUUCACUAUUCUCUUUUCUUAUUCUCUCUCAUUCACUUUUUAUCUUCUUUCUUUUUCACUUUUGCUCUAAUCAUUCAUUCCCUUCUUUUUUUUUUUCGCUUUUUUUUCUCUCGCCUGUCACACUUUCAUUUUACUCUUCCCCCAACACCUCUCUUUCUAUUCUCCAAUUGUACCUCUAUUCAUCAUAUUUUUUUCUCUACUAUCCCUCUCUUUGACAUAUUUACUUUCUCUGUUUCCACUCCCCAAACUCUCACUACUAUUCACUUUCCCUUCUCUCUGUUUUUGGCUUCUUCACAUACUAUCAUUUUCUGUCUGCCGGUCUGUCUGUCUUUCUCUCUAUAUAUCUCUGCCCCCCCUCUCUCUCUCUAUCUAUCUCUCUAUCUAUCUAUCUUUCACUCUAUCUCUAUCUCUCUCUCUCUCUCUCUCUCUCUCUCUAUCUAUCUAUCUAUCUAUCUAUCUAUAUAUAUAUAUAUAUAUAUAUAUUUAGACAUGGAUAGAUAG